Messenger RNA from Trichomycterus rosablanca, 2195 nucleotides. It is a transcript of the gene sirt5, whose product is annotated as sirtuin 5. Gene Ontology annotation, molecular function: protein-succinyllysine desuccinylase activity; histone deacetylase activity, NAD-dependent; NAD+ binding. Gene Ontology annotation, cellular component: nucleus. The transcript has 10 exons. The coding region runs from base 239 to 1153 and encodes 304 amino acids. The record is from RefSeq and is a predicted model, not a curated record. NCBI's taxonomy places the organism in Eukaryota, Metazoa, Chordata, Actinopteri, Siluriformes, Trichomycteridae.
UCCUAGCUAGCAUAUCAAAAAUUGUAAUAGCGACUUUUGUGGAGAAUUUAUUUUAACACCCUAUCAAGUAGGGCAGUAUGCGAUUUGAGACACGAUUUGUGCCACAGUCGAUCUGUAGCAGUUUCACUUCACGCUCUGUAUGUUCACAUGAAUGAUUCAUGUAGAAUAGUAUAUUGUACACACAUACAUAUUUGAAUAAAGCAGCGAAUGCGCUGUUAAUUGUGAUUCAAGAGCCCUAAUGAUUUUACAGAGGCUAACGUGCAGGGCAGUAAGCUUUCACCUUUGUGCCAGUGUUGGAUUUAGCUGGAGAGCAUCUAAGAUGGCCAGACCAAGCUCUGAUCUGGCAAAAUUUCGUAAAGAUUUUGCUAAGGCCAAACACAUAGCAAUAAUAACUGGAGCUGGAGUGAGUGCAGAGAGUGGUGUGCCAACCUUUAGAGGAGCCGGUGGCUUUUGGAGGAAAUGGCAAGCUCAGGAUUUGGCCACCCCUGGUGCCUUCUCUCGUGAUCCAUCUCUGGUGUGGGAGUUUUAUCACUACAGACGGGAGGUGAUGGGUAGUAAGGAUCCGAACGCUGCACACCUGGCCAUAGCAGAAUGUGAGGCUUUUCUUAGCCAGCAGGGGCGCUCUGUAGUGGUCAUCACCCAGAACAUUGAUGAGCUGCACCAUCGAGCUGGUUCCAGAAAUGUCCUGGAGAUCCAUGGUAGCCUGUUUAAAACUCGCUGUACAAGUUGUGAUGAAGUCAAGGCCAACUAUAAGAGCCCGAUCUGCCCUGCUUUGGAGGGAAAAGGAGCACCUGACCCCAAAGCUCAGGAUGCCAGAAUACCAGUGAAGGAUCUGCCCAGAUGUGAGAAUCAAGGCUGUGGUGGUCUUUUGAGACCUCAUGUAGUGUGGUUUGGAGAAUCGCUGGAUCCUGACGUUCUGACCAGAGUGGAUCAGGAGCUGGAUAAAUGUGAUCUUUGCUUGGUGGUGGGUACGUCUUCCAUAGUUUACCCAGCAGCCAUGUUUGCUCCUCAGGUGGCAGCGAGAGGAGUGCCUGUGGCUGAAUUUAACAUGGAAUGCACACCUGCCACCAACCGCUUUAUGUAUCAUUUUGAGGGUCCGUGUGGCAGCACCCUGCCCCCUGCCCUGGCAUGUGAUGAAAGCAAAGAUGUCUAAAGGGAUUCAUCUUCCAAAAAAGCCUGGUUUUACAGAACACUAUAAAAUGGUCUUUAAUAUUUAAUUAUAAUUGUCUCCUAACGUGCACCUGAAAUUAUGCAGAACCUUUUAUUUCAAUUAAGGGGUCAUUUGUUCUGUAAUUUGCAGUUAAAAUAUCCUAAUGUUACCUGACUUUUUAAUUAUUUGUUUAAAAUCAAUACUGCAAAUGUUUAAAGCAUGAAUCAAAUCUUAAAUACAUGAACAUAUCUACUUAUUUGUUUUAAAGUCCUCAGGAUUUUAAUGAUUUUUGCAUCAGUUCUACUUCUGUGACUAAACAACUUGAAACGUAAUGCAUGGACGUUUUCUUGUAAGUUUAUUGUGGGUUUUCAAAAAAUAUGCUGCAUUAAAAAUAUAUUUACAGCCGCAUGCAGCAACUUGUUGGUUUUAAACGUUUUAUAGUAAGUAAUUAAAUUUUUUGGCAUGCCCUCCUAUUUCCUUGUUAAUAAACAUGAUUGACUAUAAUUGGUGAUGGGCGGAACAGUGGCUUGGUGGGUAGCACUGUUGCCUCUCAGCAAGAAGAUUCUGGGUUCGAGUCUUAAGUGGAGGGGUCUGGGUUGUUUCUGUGUGGAGUUUGAUGUUCGCCCUGUGUCUGUGUGGGUUUCCUUCGGGUGUUUCAGUUUUCUUCCACAGUCCAAAGACAUGCAGUCAGGUUAAUUGGAGAUACAGAACUCCCUCUAGGUUUAUGUGUGUGUGUGUGUGUGUGUGUGUUUGCCCUGUGAUGGACUGGUGACCUGUCCAGGGUGUUUCCUGCCUUUUGCCCAUUGAAUUGGACCCACUACAACCCCGAAUAGGAUAAAGCAUAGGAUAAAGCAGCGGUAAAACAAACAAUGAAUGUAUGAAUGAUUGGUGAUGUAUUUUUACUUAUACAUAUAGGGCUAGUUUGACUGCAUUCAAUAAAAAGAACAUGAAACAAUAGUCUCUUUUCAUGGUCAAAAAGAAAAAAACAAAAUGUCACCUUGUUCUUAGAGGAAAUGUAUCUAGAUGUAAUGCAAGAAUCACCAAA